Messenger RNA from Caenorhabditis remanei, 1017 nucleotides. RefSeq lists its product as uncharacterized. The record is from RefSeq and is a predicted model, not a curated record. Bases 1 to 1017 code for a protein of 338 amino acids. The transcript is spliced from 5 exons. Gene Ontology annotation, cellular component: Gtr1-Gtr2 GTPase complex; nucleus; lysosome. Gene Ontology annotation, molecular function: GTPase activity; GTP binding. Lineage: Eukaryota; Metazoa; Nematoda; Chromadorea; Rhabditida; Rhabditidae. Gene Ontology annotation, biological process: cellular response to starvation; positive regulation of TOR signaling; cellular response to amino acid stimulus.
AUGGAAUCGGAUUUGGACGACGACUUCGAUGAUUACCGCUAUGGAAUCGACGAAGAAGACGAUUAUCCUGAUUCUCGUCCCACAGUAAUCCUCAUGGGGCACAAAAGAAGUGGAAAAACGUCCAUCCGGAAAGUUGUUUUCCAAAAAAUGUCGCCAAAUGAGACAAUGUUUGUGGAAAGCACUGCCAGAAUUACAAGAGAUACCAUCUGCUCAUCGUUUAUCAAUUUCGAGACAAUCGAGUUCCCUGGUCAAAUGUGCCCAUUUGAUGAUUCAUUGGAUCCCGUAGGAGUGUUCCAGAAAUGUGAAGCUCUUCUCUUCAUCAUAGAUGCUCAAGCUGAGCUUCAAGAACCGAUUGCCACACUUGUCGAGUAUUUCUGCCGUGCUUACAAGAUCAAUCAAAAUAUCAAGUUCGAAGUUUUUGUGCAUAAGGCCGACGGGUUAACUGAGGAGGCUCGUGUCGAGACCAAAUUCAAUAUUUAUCAUCAAGUCAAAGAAACUAUCAAGGAUCAAAUCGAUGUCGACCUACAAGUUACUUAUCACUUGACCUCCAUUUAUGAUCAUUCCAUUUUCGAGGCGUUCUCGAAAGUCGUUCAAAAUCUCGUUAAACAACUGCCAACUCUUGAGCGACUUCUCGAUGUUUUCAACAAUAGUUCGAAAGUAACAAAAUCAUUUUUGUUCGACAUCCUCUCCAAGAUCUAUAUUGCCACCGAUUCGGAGCCAGUUGAGAUGAGCAUUUAUGAACUGUGUUGUGAUAUGAUUGAUGUAACGUUGGAUUUGUCUUCAAUAUAUGGUGUCGCGGAAAACGGCUCGAACUACGAUGAGCGGUCGUCGUCUGUCAUCCGUCUAAAAUCAGAACAAGUCAUGUUUCUGCGUCAAGUAAAUAAGCACUUGGCUUUAGUUUUUAUCAUGAAGGAAGACGGGAACGAGAAGGCUGGUUUCAUCGACCACAACUUUGGUGUUUUCAAAGCAGGCAUCGAGCAAGUGUUCAAAGUCAAGAACAGAGGCGUCAAUUUCUAA